GUAAUUUAGACAGUUGACAGAAUGGAACGUGAAAACUAACCCCGUGUGUUUAAUAUUUUUAUUAUUGCUGUAAAAAUGCUAAUUUUCGAUUAAUAUUGCAAUGAAUUUAUUACAAAUAUGAAAUAGUUGAGUCAUGGAUCCAUUCGAGACACACAACAUUACGUUCCUGGACCUCAGCGGGGUUGACGAGCCAGAACGGCAAGAGGUUUUGGAUUCUCUGUACGCCGAGAAUGUAAAUGUGCAGCUCCCAUGGAGGGUCCCGGAACAAAAGACCGAUGUCAAAACUCGGUUCACCGCCACCGCUGACCACCCCCAGGUCGUAUCCCACCCGCCGGUUUACCUCAACGCCUAUAUGCCGCCCCCCGAGCCACCAAUGUAUCACCCAUACUCGCAAUACGUGCUGUAUCUGCCCCCAGUCGUAACAUACACACAAACCGCCCCCAACUACGACUACAUCACCGACGAGGAGUACAACCAGGCGUAUGUGCCGCCCCCAAGCGCCACCCCUGACCCAAAACCCGAACAAAAGAAAGAGUCUGAUCCUAAUUGUAACGGGGAAACGACUCCAAACAAAGUGAAUAAAUCCUGGGCGAGUUUAUUCAAUAAUUCGAAAAAUUCAGGCGCGAUUAAUGGAAACGGUGUCAAUGAGAAAUCUUCAUCAAACGAGGCUGUGAAUAAACAAAACGUUGAUAAUAACAAUGGUGAAGAUCCAAUCAGAAAUCCCAGAAAGGCCAAAUUCAUCGACCCAAAUUGCUACAGAAUGGGGGAAUUCUUGUUGAAUUAUACCAUCGAUGGAAGAACUAUAAGUUUACAGCCACGUGGUUUGAUAAAUAAGAGCAAUUAUUGCUAUAUUAAUUCCAUUUUGCAAGCACUUUUAGCUUGUCCUCCUGUUUAUAAUUUACUAGUUGGCUUAUCGGAACAAAACACUACCGCUCAGAAGGAGAAAGCCACGCCCAUCAUUGACGGAAUGUGCCGUUUCGUGAAAGAAUUUCAACAUUUACCAGCCGGUUUGCGUGUAAAUCGACGAAAUGAUAAAAACCAAAAGAAGGAACAAGGCGUAAUGAUCGAUUAUGAUUUACCAUUUGAGCCUUCUUGGAUCUAUAAAAUGUUGAAUGGUGUUAGAAGUGAUUUGUUUUUGGUGGAGGGACGUCAGGAGGAUGCUGAAGAGUUUUUGGGUUGUUUAUUAAAUGGACUGAACGAUGAAAUGCUAGAAUUGAUGAAAUUGGUGAAAAGUGACCUAACGAUCAAUAAGUGUGAGUCGAAAGCUGGGGAUCACGAAUCAGAUAAGGAGUGGCAAGUUAUGGGACCAAAAAAUAAAGGUAGCAUAACGCGUCAAAUGGAGUUUGUGAAGACGCCGAUUAGUAAUAUUUUCGGGGGGUUUCUCAAGUCGAGGAUUCACAGGGCGGGGGACCAUUCCACUUACAACAUCCAGCCGUUUUUCACUCUCCAAUUAAACAUCGAGAAAGUGAAAACUGUGCGUGAGGCACUUGAGGCUUUGGUUUCGAAGAAUCAACUAGAGGGCGUUACGAAUGAAAAGACUAAUGAGGAAGUGGAGGCGUGGCAACAAGUCACUUUGGAGGAACUUCCGGUUAUUUUAAUUUUGCAUUUAAAGUGUUUUGAUUUUAAGCUAGAUGGAUGUACGAAAAUUGUCAAAGCUUUGGAGUUUCCCAUCGAUUUGAAAAUUGAUUCUAAACUGUUAUCUUCCAAGCCAAUGUCGCCGAAAGAGAAACAGUAUAAAUUAUUCGCCGUCGUGUAUCAUGAUGGGAAAGAAGCAACAAAAGGGCACUAUAUUACAGAUGCCUUUCAUGUCGGUUAUAGCAGUUGGAUACGAUAUGAUGACGCGUCGGUCAAGUCAGUUCAAGAAGACUAUGUUUUGAAGCCACAAGGAACUAGAGUUCCCUAUUUGUUAUUUUACCGUCGUAGUGAUACCAUUAGAAGCAAAUAAACAUACAUUUGGCCUAUUAAUAAUUGUUAAUAAGUAAACUUAUUUUAAUAAAUUAACUUUAUAUAAA
Molecule: messenger RNA, 2012 nt
Organism: Tribolium madens (black flour beetle)
Lineage: Eukaryota; Metazoa; Arthropoda; Insecta; Coleoptera; Tenebrionidae
Gene: Usp10
Product: ubiquitin carboxyl-terminal hydrolase 10
Exons: 9
Coding region: 134-1945 (603 amino acids)
Biological process (GO): regulation of autophagy; protein deubiquitination; DNA damage response, signal transduction by p53 class mediator
Cellular component (GO): nucleus; cytosol
Molecular function (GO): cysteine-type deubiquitinase activity; cysteine-type endopeptidase activity
Source: RefSeq, a predicted model, not a curated record